CGAUGGUGUGUUCUAUAAGUAACGACGCUGUCUAAUGUGGUUACCGGUGACAAUAACUGAGUAAUAUGUUAUUGGUCAGCAGUUUUUUAAAAUCAGUCCGUCAGUCAACAAAUAUAGUUUUCUAAACAUGGCUUCAUUGGUAGGCACAGAUAGCGGUCGGGUAAUUGCUGCUACCCAACGACCAGAUGGAAGCUGGAGGAAAGAGCGACGAGUGAAGGAUGGUUACACUCCUCAAGAGGAGGUUCCUUUGUAUGAAAGUAAGGGAAAACAGUGGGCCAGUAGCAAACCAGCCUAUCCUCCAGGACUUGAUCCUAAGCUUAUAAAGGAAGGAGAAGUUAAAGAAAAAAAGAAAAAAAAGAAAGGCUCUGGUAGUGGCCAGGCACAACAGCCUCAAAGGGCUCCCUUAUCUGAAGUUAGAAGCACUGCUGACGUUACACCAGUUAGAGCUGAGGAGAAGUGGGAAACAGUCGAUGGAAAAGGGAGGGGCAAUAAAGGGGCUAAGAAAGAUCAUAUAAAAGAAAUAAUAAUCAAGAAAGUUCAGCCAGAAGUCUCUAAAUCUCCUCAAGUACAGCAAGAGCCUGCCAAAAAAUUAAGGAAUCUGAAGAAAAAACUAAAAGAAAUUGAACAACUUGAAGCCAGGAUUAAGUCAAAAGAACUUAAAAACCCAGAUAAGGACCAGUUGAGUAAAGUGGCUAGGAAGUCAGAGACAGAAGAGGCUAUUGAAGCUCUAGAACUGGAAAUAUCAUCUCUGAAUAUUGCUAGUUAGGUUCUUGUUUAGUCUUUAAAUUGAAAGUUUUUUAAUUCUAUCGGAUUAGGAGGUAUGAGUUUGUUCAUUAACGAGUAGAGGCAACUCAUUAGCUGUACAUAUAUUAUAUUUUUACUGAGAAAAAUAAUACUUGCCAUUUUAAAUGGGGAUACUUAUAUCUUCAUAAAAUGAAUCAUAUAUUUUUAAAUGCUAUUUAAGCUUUUUAAAGUGGCUGGAUAGUAGUUUUCAAUAAAUUGACUAUGUACAUUUUUUUUUUUUAAUAUUAAAAGUAUAAUAAGUACUUUAAUAUGUUCAAAGAAAGUAACUUUUAUUUGAUGGAAAUAUGUUGAGGCUGCUGUGGGGAAAGUGAACAGAAAUACAAAUUAUUUUUACAAUUUUACAUUUUUCAGUAUCCAUAUACGUUUUCUUUAUUUGUAGUAAUGUAAAGUACUCAUCUUGUUCUACUAAAACAGGAAAUAUAAUUUUCAUUUGUGAAGAUGAUCUUCACUUGUUAGUAAAGCACAUCAUGGAGGAGUACAAAAAUUGAUUAAAAAAAAUAGUUACCUCUCUCCUUUGAAGUAUUAUUUCUCUAAAACUAUAUGAGCUAAGCAUUUAUCACUUUGAUUUAUUAACUUAAAUGUACCUUUGGUACUAUGAAUAUAAUUUUGAAUUCAGAAGCUGAACAAAUAGAAUGGUAAUUUAUUGUGUAAUAUUGUAAUUAAUGUUCUAUUCCAUUGAUUUCUCAUGGUUUUGUUCAUUGUAAAACAAAAUUAUAUGAUUAAUGCAAAAGAUUUACUACAAACCAUAUUAGGUUGUAGUAGCUCAUAUUCCAAUUAUGCUAUACAAUAUGAAAAAUGUAUUUGCUCAGGUCAUUUAGUCACUUGUUGGUUAUUGUUAAAUAAAAAAUAAAUACAAUUAUUUUAUCACUUUGUGUACAAUAUGGUAGCAUAGUUUUUUAAGCUUAUAAUUAUUACCAUACAUUUUUUUUACCAUUAUUACCAAAUAAAUUUAAUUUUUCUGUAAUAUUGAUAUAAAAAGUUAAGAUUAAAAUUUAAUCUUUAAGAUACAUAAUUAAAAAUUUAAGGUACAACUUUAAUUGUAUUGGUCGGAAAUUAAUUUUUUCUAAUUUACCUCUAUAUUAUGCUCAUGUGUUCUAGUUAUUACAAUGGAAAUUAAUUCUGGUAUAAUAAAGAUCUCUCAGCAGACAUUUG
Messenger RNA from Nezara viridula (southern green stink bug), 1956 nucleotides. NCBI's taxonomy places the organism in Eukaryota, Metazoa, Arthropoda, Insecta, Hemiptera, Pentatomidae. The record is from the annotation of a GenBank genome assembly.